Aspergillus versicolor CBS 583.65 is the source of this 1838-nucleotide messenger RNA. RefSeq lists its product as uncharacterized. The transcript has 3 exons. Lineage: Eukaryota; Fungi; Ascomycota; Eurotiomycetes; Eurotiales; Aspergillaceae. The coding region runs from base 1 to 1818 and encodes 605 amino acids. Gene Ontology annotation, molecular function: transmembrane transporter activity. Gene Ontology annotation, biological process: transmembrane transport. The record is from RefSeq and is a predicted model, not a curated record.
AUGACAAACAACGAACAAGAGAUAUCUCAACCCUCAAAAGAGGGAAAAGACGUCGGCGUACGUGCAGUAAAUCCCAGCACCCCCCAGCCGGGAGAUCCAGAUCUAGACACCACUGUGGAAGCUCUCAACAAGGUGCUUUACCACUCAGGGCAUGCCGGAAUACUCCUCCUCACCAUUAUCGUCAUAUCACUGGGUCUGACCCUAUUCGCCUACGCACUGGAUGGAGGAAUAACACCGCAAUUCGACAUCAUAGCCGCCUCAUCCUUCAACAUGCACGCCCAGAUUGGCGCCAUCAACACCGCAACAUCCAUCAUCAGCGGCGUCUCCAAACCCGUCAUUGGCAAACUGGCAGAUCUCACAUCCAGACCUACAACGUACGUGAUCGCCCUACUAUUCUACGUGGUCGGGUACGUCGUCGCAGCUAGCGGUACACAUUUCACAGCGUAUAUCGUUGGCGUCGCGUUGACGGCUGUUGGCAAGGCCGGGAUUAACCUCCUUUGCCAGAUCGUUGUUGGCGACUUGACGACCCUGCAAUGGCGUGGAUUCUGGACGGGGAUGACCAUCGCACCGUAUCUUGUGACGACGUUCAUUACCGGCUUUAUCUCUGAUGGGUUUGUUCCUGAUAAGUGGCGCUGGGGGUUGGGGAUGUUUGCGAUUAUGAUGCCGGUUCUGCUUAUUCCGGCUAUUUGGGCUUUGUAUGGUGUCCAAUAUAGAGCCAGCAGGUUAGAGUUUAAUAUUGGAUAUGAUCCAAAAGGAAAGGGUGGAAUGGGGAAUACUCUCUGGCAGGGCCUUAUUGCAGUCGAUAUCCCUGGUGUCAUAUUGCUAGGAUUUGCAUUCGCAUUGAUCCUCCUCCCACUAUCCCUAGCACAGUCGGCAGGUGGAGGCUGGAUGAACGCCAGUAUGAUUGCCAUGGAAGUGACAGGGUUCGUCGUCCUCGCUCUCUUCAUCGGCUACGAACUAUGUUUUGCACCAAAGCCCAUAAUGGCACGAAACAUCAUCCAGAACAAAGUCUUCCUGGCCGCGCUGGGUGCUAAUCUCUUCGACCAAAUGACCACCGCUGUCUGGAAUAACUACUUCUCGUCGUAUAUCUACGUGAUCAAGGACUGGCCGAAUUACACCUGGACGGUUUUCACGGGCGUGCAGGACCUCUCUCUCACCGUCUUCAGUAUCAUUAAUGGCCUCAUGAUGGCCAAGUUCCACCGGUACAAAACGAUGAUGAUUGUCGGUGCAGUCCUCAAGAUCGUGGGCUACGCUAUCUGCUUUGAUAGCCAUACCAGAAGCACACAAAACACAGCUACACUGGCCAUCUCACAGAUCUUACUAGGUGUCAGUGCGUUCACAGCCCUAGGCUCCCGCGUCGGAGCAAUGGCAUCCGUGCCACACCAGGACAUGGCCUCGAUCCUCGCUGCUUAUUUCCUGUGGACAUAUCUAGGCACCUCAGCUGGGUACUCCGUCGCAUCCGCAAUCUGGACAGAUAAGAUGUUAAAUUUCAUGCGUGAUGAAACACCGCCUGGAACGUCAGAAUCCACGCUCAGGUCGAUUUACGGAUCAAUCAAGACGCUGCGUACCGAGUAUGCACCCGGCGAUCCGAUUAGAGAUGGUGCGAUUCGGGCGUAUACGCGCACGAAUGGGAUUAUUCUUCUUGUUGCGCUGACUGUUACGAGUUUGUCGUUGGUUUGUUCGUUGCUUAUGCCCAAUUAUUAUUUGGGGAGGCAGCAGAAUGCGGUUACAAAUACUGGACUUGAUGGCUCUCCAGUUGAUAUUUCGUCUCAGAGGAGCAAGAAGGAAAAAGCCGGACAGGAAGUUCGCCCUUACUAGAGAACUAGGCUCACGUGGAU